Messenger RNA from Gracilinanus agilis (Agile Gracile Mouse Opossum), 1624 nucleotides. RefSeq names its product NGFI-A binding protein 1 (gene NAB1). The record is from RefSeq and is a predicted model, not a curated record. The coding region runs from base 1 to 1497 and encodes 498 amino acids. The transcript has 7 exons. Lineage: Eukaryota; Metazoa; Chordata; Mammalia; Didelphimorphia; Didelphidae. Gene Ontology annotation, biological process: negative regulation of DNA-templated transcription. Gene Ontology annotation, molecular function: transcription coregulator activity; transcription factor binding. Gene Ontology annotation, cellular component: nucleus.
AUGGCAUCAGCUCUACCUAGGACCCUGGGGGAGUUGCAGUUGUACCGAAUAUUACAAAAAGCCAACCUUCUUUCUUAUUUCGAUGCCUUCAUCCAACAAGGCGGCGAUGACGUCCAGCAGCUCUGUGAAGCCGGCGAAGAGGAAUUUUUGGAAAUCAUGGCCCUAGUGGGCAUGGCCAGCAAGCCUCUUCACGUGAGGAGAUUACAGAAGGCUUUGAGGGACUGGGUUACAAACCCUGGCCUCUUUAACCAGCCUCUGACAUCCUUGCCCGUCAGUAGCAUCCCCAUUUAUAAAUUACCCGAGGGUUCUCCCACGUGGUUGGGAAUGUCCUGCAGUUCUUACGAGAGGAGCAGCGGUGCUAGGGAGCCUCACUUGAAGAUUCCAAAGUGUGCGGCCACCACGUGCGUGCAGAGCCUGGGCCCGGCCAAGCCGGACGUGGUGGGGACCUUGGCGCUCCAGAGCGCCGGCGACUCCAGACUCUGGCAAGGCCACCACACCACCGAGAGCGAGCACAGCCUCUCCCCGGCAGACCUGGGCUCCCCAGCCUCCCCGAAGGAGAGCACCGAGGCGCUGGAUGCCGCUGCUGCUCUGUCUGUGGCUGAGUGCGUGGAACGGAUGGCCCCCACUCUCCCCAAAAGUGACUUGAAUGAAGUGAAAGAAUUACUGAAAACCAACAAGAAGUUGGCUAAAAUGAUCGGUCACAUCUUUGAGAUGAACGAUGAUGACCCGCAUAAAGAGGAGGAGAUUCGGAAAUAUAGUGCAAUAUAUGGGAGAUUUGACUCAAAAAGGAAAGACGGCAAACAUCUCACCCUUCACGAGCUGACUGUUAAUGAAGCAGCCGCUCAGCUCUGCGUAAAAGAUAACGCCCUUCUGACCAGAAGAGACGAGCUCUUUGCCCUCUCUCGGCAGAUCUCUCGAGAGGUCACCUACAAGUACACUUACCGAACUACCAAGUCUAAAUGUGGAGAAAGAGAUGAAUUAUCUCCCAAGAGAAUUAAAAUAGAGGAUGGUUUCCCAGAUUUCCAGGAUACUGUGCAGACUCUUUUCCAGCAGGAUGCUGUAAAAGUCCAGUUAGCACUGGCCAAAGCUAAAGGUGAAGAAUUUGCAGCACUUAAUUCACAGCAGCCUGAAAAGGUGAUGGCAAAACAGAUGGAGUUCCUUUGCACCCAAGCUGGUUAUGAGAGACUACAACAUGCGGAAAGGCGAUUGUCUGCAGGGCUUUACCGGCAGAGCUCGGAAGAGCACAGUCCAAAUGGCUUAAUAGCAGAUAAUUCCGAUGGACAAGUGGGAGAAAGACCCUUGAAUCUUCGAAUGUCCAGUUUACAAAACAGACAGCCUCCACAUUUUGUGAUGGAUGGGGAGCUGAGCAGACUUUAUUCCAGUAAUGAGGCCAAAUCUCAGUCAUCAGAGAGCCUUGGGAUUUUAAAGGAUUUCCCUCACUCGGCUUUUAACUUAGAAAGAAAAGUCAUCAAAACAGAACCUGAAGAUACGAGAUAGCCAUGAUUCUCCCACUGUACUCUGGAAAAAAAAUGGCGCCGGGUCUGAGGAUUAAAGCUACAACACAAAAACAAGCCUUAAUAACCAAUGUUGCCUCAUUCAAGUCAAACAGAUUUCAUAGCCAAAG